UCAAGCAGCAGAAUGCCUACACAACCAACUCUGACCACCAUCAAUUACAAUCUCAACCACCAUCACUGCCUACACAACCAACUCUGACCACCAUUAAUCUUCACCACCAACCCCAUUACUCAUUCCUCCUACACCAUAAAUCCCUUUACUUCCUAUAUUAGUCCCCUAUGCACCAAAGGCAUCCUCCACCAUUACAUUACUUCCCUUCUUCCCUUGUUGCAGGAAAUAACCAGAAGAAAUGGAACAAGAUCCACCAUCAACCUUCAUCCGCCCUUGCAAACGCCAAGACAACCUUGCCUCCAGCUCUCGUCCUCUCAUUCCCGGCCCAGCUGGCGCCGUCCAGGCCGCCAUGAUUCACCGCAGAUCCACCGACGACAAACCAAACAUUUCAACCCAACAAUUCGUUAGGCAAGUCCUCCAAGACGGCCACGACACCGAUCCCGAUUUCCAAUCCAAUGCUUGGCUUUCAGCCCUGCAAUUAAACGGAUCUGCCACUCCUCUGGGCGCAAUCACUCACCAUCAUGAAAGAGUAGAUCACGUCAUCGGUGUUAUCAAAUCCUGCAAUCCCAAUGGGUUUGGAGAUGCAACAGUUACACUCAAGGACCCUACGGGCACUGUUGGCGCUAGUAUCCAUCACAAGGUCUUCACUGAAAGCGUAUUUGCGAAAGACAUAACUGUUGGAUCUGUUCUGCUUCUCCAAAAGGUCGCUGUGUUCUCUCCUAGAAAGUCUAAUUGUUAUCUGAAUAUAACCUUGUCCAAUGUAGUCAAGGUAUGAUAAUCUUCUUCCACAUCUAAAAUAAAGCAUUUGAAUCUUUUCCACAUCUACAACAAAGCAUUUGAAUCUGUUUUCAUUAUACAUGUAUUUUCAAAGGACAGUGCACCUCCACCUGGAAGCUUCACAAACAUAACAGAAGAUUAAUAUUAGUUCUUUACUAAUCUAUAUUAAGGACUAUUUGUGUAACUUUUGAAAUGCUGAACUUAGAUUUCGUAUUGUUAUUUUGCUUUACUUUUCUAAUGCUUAACUUGGAUUAUUGUAUUGUAAUUUUGUUUAAAUUGGAUUAUGUAACUUUUCAAUUUUAAAGUCAUGUUAUAUUUGCUGCAAUUGGACUAAAGUCAUGUUAUUUUAACUGUAAUUAAAGAAUCCGAAGGUUUAACUCUCGGACUAGUCCAGAACAUCAACCUCUGGACUGGUAUGGAGGUUUAAGUCCCGGAGGGUAUUCCCGGCAUUUUUUUAAAAAGACUAGGGUGGCAAUUCUAAACCCAGGGGUGGGAAAUCUAAUUCCCCGUGCCCGUGCGUGAACAAGAGACUACGGUAUCAGAAUUUUUUUAUGAAGUAGUCCCUGAAGUUUUCCCUUACCUUUACAUUUGCCUUUUUUUUGUUUUUUUUUACCCAAAUUAUGAUCUGGGCCAAAGAAAAAAAAUUUUUUUUUGGCCAGAGCCUGGGCACAGGCCCAGGAUGGCCAGGCGGUACAUCCGCCUCUGUUCAUCUCAUUCUCAGUCACCACUCUGUUUUGCUCUGUUUUUCUGCCAUGGAUUCAACCUCUAGCGAAGUAGUCCAAGAUUUCUCACCCCUCAUCAAAGUCUACAAAGACGGCCGCGUAGAGAGACUCGUAGGGUGCGAAUUGGUUCCCCCAUCACUGGAUCCCGCAACCAACGUUGAAUCCAAAGACAUUGUGAUCUCAAAAGACGACAACGUAUCUGCCAGAAUUUUCCUUCCAAAACUCACCAAUCCAAACCAGAAGCUCCCUCUCCUUGUUUACUUCCACGGUGGUGGUUUCUGCGUAGGAACACCCUUUUCUCCUCAUUAUCACAACUUCCUCAACACCAUUGUUUCUCAGGCUCGUGUGGUUGGUAUCUCUGUUCAUUACAGAAGAGCCCCAGAGCACCCUGUUCCAAUCGCUUUCGAAGAUUCAUGGACUUCGCUCAAAUGGGUUGCUUCCCAUUGCGGCGGAAACGGCCCUGACGAGUGGCUCAACCGCCACGCUGAUUUUGGUAAGGUGUUCAUCUCAGGGGACAGUGCAGGGGGAACCAUUGCACACCAAAUGGGUAUUCGGGUCGGGGCAGAGGGGCUUCCGGGUAUCAACCUUGAAGGGAUUGUUCUGGUUCAUUCCUACUUUUGGGGUGUGGAGCGAAUUGGGUCAGAGUCAGAGCAACCGGAGCUUGCGGCGUUUAUGGGGAAUUUGUGGCGGUUCACAUGUCCCAGUAGCACUGGAUACGAUGACCCGUUUUUGAAUCCGGCUAAGGAUCCGAAUUUGGGGAAGCUUGGUUGUAAGAGAAUGCUGGUUUGUGUUGCUGGGAAUGAUAUUUUGAAGGACAGGAGUUGGUAUUAUAAAGAAUCACUGGAGAAGAGUGAGUGGAAAGGGGUUGUGGAGGUGGUGGAGUCAAAAGGGGAAGAUCAUGUAUUUCAUCUCCUCAAGCCAAACUUCUCAACUCUGUUUGGAGGAGUCUUUAAAGAGAAUCAUAACCAAGCUUACUCGAUUGAUAGCUUGAAAAAGAUUCCACAACAUUCCGAUACUCCUUGGAUUUCAAGAAGUUCUCCAUGAUGAGCAUGCUCUAAGGAUCAUAGUAAUUAGUAACCAUCAAAAUGAGGAAUUGAUGGCUGCAUAAACGAGCCUUCAGAAGUUCAGAUGCCAUUUGCUACAAUGCUACUACAAUAAAAAACU
This is a messenger RNA of Lotus japonicus, 2663 nucleotides long. RefSeq names its product probable carboxylesterase 12. Gene Ontology annotation, molecular function: hydrolase activity. The record is from RefSeq and is a predicted model, not a curated record. Lineage: Eukaryota; Viridiplantae; Streptophyta; Magnoliopsida; Fabales; Fabaceae. The transcript has 5 exons. Bases 1398 to 2543 code for a protein of 381 amino acids.